Molecule: messenger RNA, 3496 nt
Organism: Rhopilema esculentum
Lineage: Eukaryota; Metazoa; Cnidaria; Scyphozoa; Rhizostomeae; Rhizostomatidae
Source: RefSeq, a predicted model, not a curated record
UCAGAAAAUGAAACCCGGAAGUUGACAAUUAAUCACAUGAUGGUCCUCAGAGUUCGCGUAUAAACAUGCCUUGGAAGUUCACAGGGCAUUCCCGGAAAGGCCCAGCACAACAUUGACUGGCUUUCUUCAAAUAUCAAGCGAAUCGAACAAGGACAAGGAGAUGGCGAUGCAGAAUAUUAUCAUGCUAGUGACUGCUAGCUUCGUGCUUGCAAGAUUUGGUGUACAAGGAGAUGCAAAAGUAGAUCAGACACUAGGCAAAGUCAGCACCCUCUUUAAAUGUGGAGAUGGGGACCUCAAGCGACUCGAGGUACUGCCAGGAGGAGGAUGGGAUAAUCUACGGAACGUCGAUAUGGGCAGAAUAACAUACUCUAACUACUCACAGUGCAAAUCCACUGAAGAUGGGAGAUAUUUCUUGCCAGAUAACACAUUUGUCAUACCGUUGAAAGAAAGCAAGGUGCAAACAUUUGCAAGUCUGUAUGAUCACUGGACAAACUUCUCUUCCACAGUAGCAUCAACAAUCAAUGUGGAAGCCCACGGCUCAUUCUUUUUUGGCUCGAUAAGUGGCUCGUAUUCACAAAGCCAUCGAUCAGUGAAGAAGUCUCAAGUGGAAGAUAGGUCUUUCACGACCCGGGUUCAACUCCGUCAUACAAUCUACAAAGUGAAAGUCCAACCUGACUGCCAGCUUGACCCCGCAUUCAAAAGGAGGUUAAUGGAAAUUGCAGCUCAUAUCCAGAGUAAUGGCAAAAGACAAGCCGCCUACUUGGCAGACCAGCUCAUUAGAGAUUUUGGCACCCACGUGGUAACAUCUAUUGAUGCUGGAGCAGUUAUUGCUCGGGUGGAAAACGUCAAGACAUCCUUUAAAAGUGACUAUAAAGAGGAUUCGAGUAAAAUCAAAGCGGCAGCCAGUGCCUCUUUCUUUAACACUUUUGGUAUCAGUGGUUCCUACAGCAAGUCUGUUGAUCACAAGUUUAUUGAUCAGUAUAUAGGCAAUGUAACGAGCAGCUACACGGAGACUUGGGGAGGGCUUCCUUUCCAAGCAAAUUUCUCAGUCAAUUCAUGGGAAGCAGGACUGAGAAAUAAUUUGGUGGCUAUCGACCGCUCUGGGGACCCACUGCAUUUUGUCAUAACAUCAGCUGUUCUUCCCGAGUUACCAGAACCAACACUGUGGGACUUGGCAAAUGUGGUAGAAAACGCAAUCAAACAGUACUACACGCAUAACCGAUACUUAGGAUGUAUGGACCCGAGCUCACAGAAUUUCAUCUUUCAGGCGAAUGAGGAUGAUGGAACAUGCACGGCUAAAUCAACCAACUUUACAUUUGGCGGAAUUUACCAGACCUGUACUGUUCAAGGCUCUCCUGGCCAGAAUCCAUGUGCUGGGUACUUGCAAAUGAACCCCAAAACACGUGAUUACAAAUGUCCCAGCCACUAUCAGGCAGUAAAAAUCUACGGUGGAACGACUUCAUCCAACUGCCACAGAAGCUGCCAUGGUUCCUGGUUCUGGCGACGUUGCAGUACAGACUGUGGGCAUGGUGUGUUUACGACCUAUUGGUGUGUGGCUACAAAAAAUAUUCCCCAGUCAUCUGGGUACCUGUUUGGAGGCAUUUACUCAAAGUCGCUUGCAAAUCCAUUGACGAAAUCUCAACGCUGCCCUCCAAAGUUCUACGCACAGCAGUUUGGUGCCACGAUGAAGGUCUGCAUAAGCGACGAUUAUGAAUUGGCUGCCCGAUACGCAGUUAGCUUUGGUGGCUUCUUUAGUUGUGGUACUGGCAAUCCGUUAUCUUUGGCACAUAACGGUUCUUCCUCGUUGCAAGAGCUUAUGACUUACAAAUUAGCAGAUGGACUUGGAACACUUCCGGUGAAUGUGUUUGUGUACCAGCAGGGUCCUAGCAACUGGCCUAAAAACUGUCCGCAUGGGUUCAGUCAACAUCUCGCUGCAAUUGAAAAUAACUGUGAAGUCAUGUACUGUGUGAAAGCAAAGGCAUUCUCUGUUCAAGGACUUCCUUCCAUACGAAGACCUCCUUUCUCAAGCGCUCCAGGACUCAGCAACAAUACCACCGUUCCAUUGGUGAUUGUCAACAAUGACAGAGGAAAGGUGUAUUUCCAGGAUAUGGAGACAUCUUUAUGGCACAUGGCAACCAAGAGUAACAUCGAGAACAUAAGUGAGGUUAAUGACUUCAGAAGUGCGCCCAUGGCUUCAAAGUCUGAUGGUAUGAGCCCAGGUGUUGCUGCUGCUAUCUCAGUCGUAAGCACGCUGACUCUUGCUUUGGUCGUUCUUCUUCUGUUCACCAAGUGCAAGAUGAAAAGAAGCAGAUCAAGAGAGCAGCUUCUUCGAUCUAUUGAUCGUUAUCAAGGGAUGCCGGCUGGUGUUGCUGAAGAUGCAGAGUAGCAUAACAUGGCUUGACUAAAUUUGAUAACAAAAUUUUGAUGAGAGGACAUAACAGAUUAUUUGAUAACAUUAAACCAAUCCAUGUUUUUCGAUUCCCUUAUUUUACUUAUUUAAUGCAAAGUACAGUGACUGGCUUGAGCAAAGAGACCUAUGCCAAAAAUGGGUAGCAAUUCAUUUCAAUUUAGGCAUAAGCACACAAGAUGUAGGAAUUUUGCAUGAAACGACAGCUUGUAAAGCUGAAAUUUUGAUAGCAAUGUUUCCUUAUGACGACAGAAUUUAUUUUGGCAACGGAUACCGCAUGGGUAUUGCCCAUUUUAACUUGAGUCAUUCACCUUAAAUUUUCUACAUUGCUGUGCCUAUGCAAAUCACAUUUUUAUGAAUUGCAGGAGCUUUGGGUCGGAAGUAAAAGCUUUAGUUAACUACAACGAUAAAUUCGUCUCUUGACUUUGCAUUUUGAUACUAACGUAGAAGUAGUACAAGAAAAAGAUGAACAGGAUAAUUUAGCAUUUUGAUUGAUAAUAACAGAUGCUAGUUGUGAACAUAAAGGUUAAUAUAUUACUUUUUAUCAUGCGAAGAAUUUAGCUAGUUGGAUACAACUGCGUGAAAAUUUACAUAGAGAAGGGAUAAACCAAUACCAAGCCCAAUAAACAUGGAAGACACAUUCAAUUGGGAGGAAGUAAUAGUCCACCCUGGCAAAACUUAAUUCGAAAACAACAGAGCAAAACGAAAGUUUGAGCUGCUACUCACAUCCCCUUCUUAAAAUCUCUAGCAUGCAUUAGAAUCAUUACUCUAACCCAGAAGUUGAUGACACGAAGUAAACGAACAAUUAAUGAGAAAAGUUUUUCAUUCUGAGAUUCUGGACAACGAACAUCUUUCUCAGAAUUCAGAUAUUGAUGUAUCACUGCUUUAAGGCUAUGCUAUGAAGGGCAACAGUAUGAUAUAUAAAAAGUAUAUUAAAGCUUAUAGUUACUGUAUCUAAUUUCCACAAAUCCAGAUGACUCUGAACAUCGAGUAUUUAAUUUAUCUAUGCUACUGUCAACGAUUUUAACGUUCCUUUGUUGAUAAUGUCAAUAAAACAUGCUUUUGUUUUGAUUGCAAUUUCUUUGCGGC